Telopea speciosissima is the source of this 856-nucleotide messenger RNA. RefSeq names its product probable GTP diphosphokinase RSH2, chloroplastic. Bases 158 to 856 code for a protein of 232 amino acids. The transcript has 2 exons. Gene Ontology annotation, cellular component: chloroplast. The record is from RefSeq and is a predicted model, not a curated record. Lineage: Eukaryota; Viridiplantae; Streptophyta; Magnoliopsida; Proteales; Proteaceae.
UUACCAAUCUCUUCACACCAUGGUAAUGGGUGAAGACAUGGUCCCACUGGAAGUUCAGAUUUGAACAAAGGAGAUGCAUUUGCAGGCAGAAUUUGGAUUUGCAGCUCACUGGCGAUAGAAGGAAGGGGACUGUAAAUACUCUUCUUUUGUGCUUCAGAUGGUGGAGUGGGCCAGAUCGGUGGUCACCUGGCAGUGUGAGACAAUGAGCAAGGACCAGACCUCAUCCCAUGGCAAUUCCAACUCCAUUAGGCCCCCAUGUUCAUUUCCUUCUCAUACUGAUGAUUGUCCAUAUUCUUAUGUACCUUGCUGUGGAGAAGAUGGACCUGUUUUUGUCAUCAUGAUGGAGAAUGAUAAGAUGUCUGUUCAAGAGUUUCCGGCAAACUCAACUAUGAUGGAUCUAAUGGAUAGAGCUGGGCAGGGAAACUCAAAAUGGUAUCCAUACUGGUUUUCUGUUAAGGAAGAGUUGAGACCUAGACUGAAUCGCGAGCCUGUGAGUGAUCCUACAUGCAAUUUGAAAAUGGGGGAUGUGGUGGAGCUGACUCCAACCAUACCUGAUAAAUCCUUGACGGUGUACAGUGAAGAGAUCCAGCAGAUGUAUGACCGUGACAGCAACAUAUCUGUCAAUGUGGCUGAUGCCAUGCAAGCUUGCAAACUUACUACCUCUCAGAAUGACCUUGAAUCUUGGGACAAAAGUUUGAAGGCCUUUGAGCAACUGGGUAUGAAUGUUGGCUUUUUACGUACUCGACUGCACCAGCUUGUGAGCAUCCUCACCUUUGACUCAGAAGAGGCAAUGGACACAAAGAUGUACAAAGAAACUAUGUUCAAAAGGGCUUGUUUGGAAGAGGAGAUAAAAUAA